GCGCUGCCGCCGCCGCCGCCGCCGCCGCUCCGCUGCCCGCGCCGCCCGCGGCUCCCGAUGGAGACUGACGCGCCCCAGCCCGGCCUCGCCUCCCCGGACUCCCCGCACGACCCCUGCAAGAUGUUCAUCGGGGGACUCAGUUGGCAGACCACGCAGGAAGGGCUGCGCGAGUACUUCGGCCAGUUCGGGGAAGUGAAGGAGUGUCUGGUGAUGCGGGACCCUCUAACCAAGAGAUCCAGGGGUUUCGGCUUCGUCACUUUCAUGGACCAGGCGGGGGUGGAUAAAGUGCUGGCGCAGUCGCGGCACGAGCUCGACUCCAAAACAAUUGAUCCCAAGGUGGCCUUUCCUCGGCGAGCACAGCCUAAGAUGGUGACUCGAACGAAGAAGAUCUUUGUGGGGGGGCUGUCAGUGAACACCACGGUGGAGGACGUGAAGCAAUAUUUUGAGCAGUUUGGGAAGGUGGAUGAUGCCAUGUUGAUGUUCGACAAAACCACCAACCGGCACCGAGGGUUCGGGUUUGUCACGUUUGAGAGCGAGGACAUCGUGGAGAAAGUGUGUGAAAUCCACUUCCAUGAAAUCAACAACAAAAUGGUGGAAUGUAAGAAAGCUCAGCCAAAAGAGGUGAUGUCGCCGACAGGCUCAGCCCGGGGGAGGUCUCGAGUCAUGCCCUAUGGGAUGGACGCCUUCAUGCUGGGCAUCGGCAUGCUGGGUUACCCCGGUUUCCAGGCCACAACCUAUGCCAGCCGGAGUUAUACAGGCCUCGCCCCUGGCUACACCUACCAGUUCCCCGAAUUCCGUGUAGAGCGGACCCCUCUCCCGAGCGCCCCAGUCCUCCCCGAGCUUACAGCCAUUCCUCUCACUGCUUAUGGACCAAUGGCAGCAGCAGCGGCAGCAGCAGCUGUGGUUCGAGGGACAGGCUCUCACCCCUGGACGAUGGCUCCCCCUCCAGGUUCAACUCCCAGCCGCACAGGGGGCUUCCUGGGGACCACAAGCCCUGGCCCCAUGGCUGAGCUCUAUGGGGCAGCUAACCAGGACUCGGGGGUUAGCAGUUACAUCAGCGCUGCCAGCCCCGCCCCCAGCACCGGCUUUGGCCACAGUCUUGGGGGCCCUUUGAUUGCCACAGCUUUCACCAAUGGGUACCACUGAAGCAGGAGACAGGUAGCAGGAGCGCCCCGGCCUGCAGCUGACUGAGGACCACAGUGAGCCAGCGAGGGGGCGGGGACACCUCAGCCGCAGCCGCCGCCCCCUCCCCCGCAGCGACUCGGACCGCUACUGCCUGCCCCCAACUCCCAGGGCUCGGCCCCUGCCCUGCAGCCCCCGGACCGCCCGCGUCUGGCUCCCCUACUAACCUCCCCCUCUUACGUCCUUGGCUCCAAACCCCACCACCACCCCUCUCCUGCCCGCUUUUAUUUAUUUUGGAUUAGCCGGUUGCCCUCCACCCUCCUGGUUCUGCCCUCUCAGGUCUGUGCCCCUCUCUCCCCGCCGCGCCCCCUUAGGACCCCCCCACCCCGAAGGCUUUUGUAUUUGUUCAUAGCUAGAGUGAGGGCGGAGGGGGUCUGCUACAGGCCGAAAGCCCUAUGCUUGUUUUUUAUUCUGAUUUCCCCCUCCUUUUCUCUUAACUUUUUUUUCUUUUCUUUCUUUCUUUCUUUCUUUUUUUUUUUUUUUUUUUAAAGAAACCGUUUUUUAAACUAUUUCUAGGUUUGUGAAUGUGAAGCCCCAGGCCGCAGGGGGCAAGGGGCCAGGUGCCCCCCACCAGCUGAGAACAAAAUGUCUAUGUGGGUGUGGGCCCCUGGCCACCUCCCUCCAGCCCUGGAAAGGAGGACAGGGUUGCGUAGGCCAGGCCAAGCCCCUGGAACCAUCCCGUCCUGUAUCAUAUGUAAAUACUGUGAGGUGAAGCCCCUACCCCUCUCUACUACUCCUUGGAGGUGAGGGCAUUGCCUCGCCCCACCUGGCAAAGGUCUCCCCCUGUGUUUCUGUCUCCUCCUCAGACACCGUUACUGUAAGCUUGCAGGUCUCAACUGUGGCCAAGGCAAGCCCGCUCGUUCAGGCCCUAGGGGUCAAGGCCUUGGGCCUGCUCAUCCC
Canis lupus familiaris (dog) is the source of this 2082-nucleotide messenger RNA. RefSeq names its product musashi RNA binding protein 1 (gene MSI1). The record is from RefSeq and is a predicted model, not a curated record. The coding region runs from base 58 to 1146 and encodes 362 amino acids. The transcript has 15 exons. Lineage: Eukaryota; Metazoa; Chordata; Mammalia; Carnivora; Canidae. Gene Ontology annotation, molecular function: RNA binding. Gene Ontology annotation, cellular component: cytoplasm.